Messenger RNA from Homarus americanus (American lobster), 800 nucleotides. Its product is annotated as dentin sialophosphoprotein-like. The transcript is spliced from 4 exons. The record is from RefSeq and is a predicted model, not a curated record. Lineage: Eukaryota; Metazoa; Arthropoda; Malacostraca; Decapoda; Nephropidae. The annotation marks the transcript as partial.
ACUUCAGUCUUUGAGGUAGAAUCCGACGAUUCCUCCUCCAAAACUUCGGUCUUUGAGGUAGAAUCCAUCGACUCCACCUCUAAGACUUCAGUCUUUGAGGUAGAAUCCAUCGACUCACCCCUAGAUUCAGUCUUUGAGACUUCAGUCUUUGAGGUAGAAUCCGACGAUUCCUCCUCUAAGACCUCAGUUUUUGAGGAAGAAUCCGACGAUUCUUCCUCCAAAACUUCGGCCUUUGAGGUAGAAUCCAUCGACUCCACCUCUAAGACUUCAGUCUUUGAGACUUCAGUCUUUGAGGUAGAAUCCGACGAUUCCUCCUCUAAGACCUCAGUUUUUGAGGAAGAAUCCGACGAUUCUUCCUCCAAAACUUCGGCCUUUGAGGUAGAAUCCAUCGACUCCACCUCUAAGACUUCAGUCUUUGAGACCUCAGUUUUUGAGGAAGAAUCCGACGAUUCUUCCUCCAAAACUUCGGUCUUUGAGGUAGAAUCCAUCGACUCCACCUCUAAGACUUCAGUCUUUGAGGUAGAAUCCAUCGACUCCUCUUCUAAGACUUCAGUCUUUGAGGUAGAAUCCGACGAUUCCUCCUUUAAGACUUCAGUCUUUGAGGUAGAAUCCAUCGACUCCACCUCUAAGACUUCAGUCUUUGAGGUAGAAUCCAUCGACUCCACCCCUAAGAAUUCAGUCUUUGAGGUAGAAUCCGACGAUUCCUCGUCUAAGACUUCAGUCUUUGAGGUAGAAUCCGAGGACACUACAAACUGCCAACACUCGCUUAAUAUUGCCAAACGACGAUUUAUCUUCAUGAG